Messenger RNA from Odobenus rosmarus divergens (Pacific walrus), 1169 nucleotides. It is a transcript of the gene CDK20, whose product is annotated as cyclin-dependent kinase 20. The coding region runs from base 14 to 1054 and encodes 346 amino acids. Gene Ontology annotation, cellular component: nucleus. The record is from RefSeq and is a predicted model, not a curated record. Gene Ontology annotation, biological process: protein phosphorylation. Gene Ontology annotation, molecular function: ATP binding; cyclin-dependent protein serine/threonine kinase activity. The transcript is spliced from 8 exons. NCBI's taxonomy places the organism in Eukaryota, Metazoa, Chordata, Mammalia, Carnivora, Odobenidae.
CGGCGCAGCGGGCAUGGACCAGUACUGCAUCCUGGGCCGCAUCGGGGAGGGCGCGCACGGUAUCGUCUUUAAGGCCAAGCACGUGGAGACUGGAGAGAUCGUGGCGCUCAAGAAGGUGGCUCUGCGGCGGCUGGAGGAUGGCAUCCCCAACCAGGCCCUGCGGGAGAUAAAGGCCCUGCAAGAGAUCGAGGACAAUCAGCACGUGGUGCAGCUGAAGGCGGUGUUCCCACACGGUGCAGGCUUUGUACUGGCCUUCGAGUUUAUGCUGUCAGAUCUCGCUGAGGUGGUGCGCCACGCCCAGAGGCCACUGGUCCAGGCACAGGUCAAGAGCUACCUGCAGAUGCUGCUCAAGGGUGUCGCAUUCUGCCAUGCAAACAACAUCGUGCAUCGGGACCUGAAACCGGCCAACCUGCUCAUCAGUGCCUCAGGCCAGCUCAAGAUAGCGGACUUUGGCCUGGCCCGGGUCUUUUCCCCAGAUGGCAGCCGCCUCUACACACACCAGGUGGCCACCAGGUGGUACCGAGCCCCUGAGCUCCUGUACGGCGCCCGCCAAUAUGACCAGGGCGUUGACCUGUGGGCUGUGGGCUGCAUCCUGGGGGAAUUGCUGAACGGAUCCCCUCUCUUUCCUGGGGAGAACGAUAUUGAACAACUUUGCUGUGUGCUUCGAAUCUUGGGCACCCCCAGUCCUCAAGUCUGGCCGGAGAUCACGGAGCUGCCCGACUACAACAAGAUUUCCUUCAAGGAGCAGGCGCCCGUGCCCCUGGAGGAGGUGCUGCCUGACGCGUCUCCUCAAGCCUUGGACCUGCUGGGGCAGUUCCUGCUCUACCCUCCACGCCAGCGCAUCUCAGCCUCCCAGGCCCUCCUGCACCAGUACUUCUUCACGGCUCCCCUGCCUGCCCACCCCUCGGAGCUGCCCAUUCCCCAGCGCCCAGGGGGACCUGCCCCCAAGGCCCACCCAGGGCCCCCCCACGUCCAUGACUUCCAUGUGGACCGGCCUCUCGAAGAGUCACUGUUGAACCCGGAGCUGAUUCGGCCCUUCAUCCCAGAGGGGUGAGACGCUGGGCCAGCCCUGCUGUCCUGCUCCCCAGAGCCCCCCAGGCUUCUUGUACUUCUGCUUAGCCUGACUCAACCUCCCAUGGCCUCUACCCAGCCACACUUGUUCCACUCCA